Messenger RNA from Pungitius pungitius (ninespine stickleback), 656 nucleotides. It is a transcript of the gene sst7, whose product is annotated as somatostatin family member 7. NCBI's taxonomy places the organism in Eukaryota, Metazoa, Chordata, Actinopteri, Perciformes, Gasterosteidae. Gene Ontology annotation, cellular component: extracellular region. The transcript is spliced from 2 exons. Gene Ontology annotation, biological process: regulation of cell migration. Gene Ontology annotation, molecular function: hormone activity. Bases 82 to 414 code for a protein of 110 amino acids. The record is from RefSeq and is a predicted model, not a curated record.
CCACUCACACACUCCUAUCUCCGUCAACCUCCUGCUCCUGUGGCUGUAACCGUGGUCCGUCUCCUGCACUCCCGUCACAGCAUGCAGCUCCUGGUGGUGUUAGCAACUCUCAUGGGGGUUCUGUUCAGCGUUAGAGCAGCCGCCGUGCUUCCCAUGGAGGAGAGGAGCUCCAUCCACAUGAACAGGGAGCUGAGCAAAGAGCGCAAGGAGCUGAUCCUGAAGCUGGUGUCGGGCUUGUUAGAUGGAGCCCUGGACGGCAACAUGCUGCCGGGGGAAGCAGCACCGGUGGAUUUCGAGGAGCCGCUGGAGUCCCGUCUGGAGGAGAGGGCAGUGUACAACCGGCUAUCGCUGCCUCAGCGUGACCGCAAGGCGCCCUGUAAAAACUUCUUCUGGAAAACUUUCACCUCUUGCUAACAGCUCUCUUCUGCCUGCCUCCUGUGCUCCUUUCCCUGCCAGCUCCUCAUGAACUGUAGUAGACCUCAGCUGUACAUAUCAUGCUGUCCGACAUCGAUGGACUCCACUGACACAGUGUGGCACAAUGUGGCACAGUGUGUUUAAAUAUGAAUUAUUUAUGUAUCUUUUUAUGUAUACAAUAUAUGUAUUUAUGUAUGUUGCCGUUUAUGUAAAGGGUCGACAAUAAAGCAUGGAUAACGUAA